UGUCUACGUCGGUCAUAACACAAAUUCGGUGACAUGCCGCGAUGGCACCGCAGCGCACGCCCUCCGCUGUGGGGAUCGGAAGAGCGCCAUUAAUUGUGACUUCACAAACGUCCUGCCUUUUUACCUCUCGAUAUAAGACGCUGACUGGAACUCUGCUCUCCACAGCACAUGAAGACGCCGAUUAAGGAAGCAUUUUUUAAGCAACGAUAAAUCUUACGUGUUAUCAAUCUUCACUUUCUCGUCUGAUUAAAAAAAAACAUCAUCCGUUGGGAAGUUUCUGUUCUAGAGCCCAUUGUACGGUCUCGCUUUUCCCACUCGUCCUUAAAGGGCUUACGACAAUCCGUUAAGAUGGCGUCGCCUGUCGUCAGCGUCGCUGUUCUAUUCGUGCUCUUCGUGCUAUGGAGAUGGGCGAACUCGACCGACAAACCAAAGAUCAAGGGGAUACCGGAAAUUCCUGGAUGGCCCAUAUUUGGCAGUCUGUUUGAAUUAGGAGAUGUACAUGCUAGAGUAGCUCAACGUUGGGCGAAGAAAUACGGACCGGUUUUUCAAGUAAGGUUGGGAAACAAGAGAAUUGUUUUCGCCAAUUCUUUCGAUUCCGUCCGUCACUUUUGGGUAACUCACCAAUCCGCGCUGAUUUCCAGACCAACUCUGCACACAUUUCACACUGUAGUCUCAGACAGCUCAAACUUCACCAUUGGGACGAGUCCUUGGGAUGAGUCGUGCAAACGCCGCCGAAAAGCUGCGGCGACUGCAUUGAACGUUGUUUCGGUUCGUGGUUACAUGCCUAUUGUCGACCUGGAGGCCACGACCUCAAUCAAAGAAAUGAUUAAAGAUUCAAAAUACGGCACUGUUGACAUCAACCCCAUUGGCUAUUUUCAACGAUAUGCACUUAAUACGAGCUUAACUUUGAAUUACGGAUAUAGAAUAGAAGGGAACAUCAACGAUGAUAUGCUGAGGGAGAUAUGUGAUGUCGAACGUGGAAUUAGCAACUUCCGGAGCACGAGUAACAACUGGGAGGAUUACGUGCCGAUGUUGAGAUUGUUACCUGGUAAGAAGGCUAGUCCUCUUGAGUUCAAAGAACGAAGAGCACGCUACAUGAGUCAACUUCUCAAUAUGCUCAAAGAAAAGAUCGAAAAGGGUGAAGACAAGCCAUGCAUCACAGGAAAUAUUCUCAAGGACCCUGAAGCCAAACUUAACGACAAGGAGAUCGAUUCCAUCGGCCUCACUAUGGUAUCUGCUGGUUUAGAUACGAUACCUGGAAACCUUAUAAUGGGCCUCGCGUAUCUUUCAACACCGAACGGCCAAAAAAUUCAGGAGAAAGCGUACGCAGCCAUCAACGAGGCCUAUCCAGACGGAAAUGCAUGGCAUGCUUGUCUAGAUGAAGAGAAGGUAGCUUACGUCACGGCUUUUUACAAAGAAGUACUCCGUUAUUGGACCGUCAUUCCCAUUUGCCUGCCAAGAGUCAGUAUCAAAGAUAUCGAAUACAAUGGCGCAGUGAUCCCGGCUGGGACCACGUUCUACAUGAACGCUUACGCCGCAGACUACGAUGAGGCGCACUUCAAAGAUCCUUACUCUUUCAUCCCGGAACGGUACCUCGACGGAUCGGACGAAAAGACGGGAGGUGUCUCCCACUACGCGUACGGCGCAGGUAGUAGAAUGUGCGCCGGAAGCCAUCUCGCCAACCGGGAAUUGUACGUCGCGUUCGUGCGGCUGAUCUCGGCGUUCGAGAUCUUGCCGCCGAAGAACAAGAUGGAUGAACCGGAAAUGGACUGCUUGAAGGCAAACGCCAUCCCCACGAGCUUGACAAUGGAACCCAAACCGUUCAAGGUAGGGUUUAGGAUACGGAACAGAGAACAACUGGAGAGGUGGAUCAAGGAGAGUGAAGCGGCGACUGCGCACCUGUAGUCCAUGGUCUACUGCGAGUAUCAAUCAUGUAAGCUUGACAGAUGUUGGAGAAGGGGGCAUCAAUUUUUGCACAUGAAGAACAUCAGAGAAUCGUAUAUCGGGCUUUUUUUUUUCUCUCCGCAUUAAGAGCUCGAAGCUCGGUCUAGACUGAUUCUGUCUAAAUCUCUA
Messenger RNA from Verruconis gallopava, 2073 nucleotides. RefSeq lists its product as uncharacterized. The record is from RefSeq and is a predicted model, not a curated record. Lineage: Eukaryota; Fungi; Ascomycota; Dothideomycetes; Venturiales; Sympoventuriaceae. Bases 349 to 1905 code for a protein of 518 amino acids. Gene Ontology annotation, molecular function: iron ion binding; heme binding; monooxygenase activity. The transcript is spliced from 4 exons.